AUGCCAUAUUACACCCUCCGCAAAUCGCUGGUGGCAGCCACUGUGCUGCUGGCAGCUGGUCGAGCCACGGGCUACGAUGAGCUCGACAUUCUCGCCGGCCAACACGUUGUGUAUUCCUUCCCGUCGUCCAGCCAGCCCCCAGACGAACUGAUGCGGCUCACACGGGCCGGUCUCGUCGGCGGCGUCAUCCUGUUCGGCGUCAACGUCGACGCCAACACGUCGCAGGCCAUGUCGGCCCUCAAGCACGCAUACGACUCGUCGCCCGCGCCGGCACUCCUCAAGAAGAAGACGGGGAAAGACGCGCGCUUCCUUGUAACGACAGACCAAGAGGGCGGUCAGGUGCGCCGCAUCAAGGAAGGCGAGCCGAAGCUCAGCGCCAAGCAGAUCGGGGCUUCUGCCGACCCGGCCGCGGCGGGCGAGGCCGCCGGUGCUGGCGCCGCCGACAGCCUCCUGCGCUACCAGUGCAAUUCAAACCUGGCUCCCGUCCUCGACGUCUUCCGGCAGCCGGGCGACUUCACCGACUACUACGGGCGGUCGUUUGGGAACACGUCGCGACAGGUGGUGCGCGCGGCGGUGCCCUUCAUCACCGCCCAGCAGGGCCGGGGCGUGUCCGCGUGCGCCAAGCACUUCCCCGGCCUGGGGGCGGCCUCGCACGACGCCAACACGGACAACGAGCCCGUCGUGCUGAACCUGACGCUCUCGGAGAUGCGCGCCGUCGACGAGGCGCCGUACGAGGCGGCCAUCGCAGCCGGCGUCGACAUGGUCAUGGCUUCGUGGGCCGUGUAUCCCGCCCUGGAUCGCCGGCCGGCCGGCCUGAGUGCCAAGUGGAUCAAGGGCGAGCUCCGCGGCAGACUGGGCUUUGAGGGCGUCACCAUCACCGACGCCCUCGAAGCCGGCUCUCUUGCUGCGUAUGGCGACGCGGGCGCCAGGGGCACCGCUGCCGCCGCCGCCGGCAUGGACAUAUUGCUGGCGAGCGGGAAGAACGUUACGCAGGGAGAGGCUGUGAGGACGGCGCUCGUGCAGGCCCUGAAGAGUUGCAAGCUGGAUCGCGCCGAGUUUGACGCUGCCACGGGGCGCAUCGCCGCCGUCAGGAGCCGGAUUGCAGCGUAA
This is a messenger RNA of Metarhizium brunneum ARSEF 3297, 1110 nucleotides long. RefSeq lists its product as uncharacterized. Lineage: Eukaryota; Fungi; Ascomycota; Sordariomycetes; Hypocreales; Clavicipitaceae. Gene Ontology annotation, molecular function: hydrolase activity, hydrolyzing O-glycosyl compounds. The record is from RefSeq and is a predicted model, not a curated record. Gene Ontology annotation, biological process: peptidoglycan turnover; carbohydrate metabolic process.